AUGGAUAUUUGUCAAGUAGCAUUUACCGAACAACAGAUAGUUUCAACUGCAACAGGACGUGUAGUAAAAAGAGCUGCGUCAGAUGAACUUGAAGGUCAAGUAAAAAAGAUAAUGGUCGAUGGUCAAUCAUGCGAAAAACAAGGUCCAAGUAUCAUUCCAAAAUCUUCCAAUCAACCAAAAUUUGUUAGUGCCGCCGAAAUUGCUGCUAAUGCUCGUACAAACGUUCAAAUAAUGCCUGAAAUACCAGAUGAUGAAUUGCUUGAAAUGGCAAUUCAAUUCGAGAAGAAAUAUCCUCAAUAA
Messenger RNA from Rotaria sordida, 300 nucleotides. The record is from the annotation of a GenBank genome assembly. Lineage: Eukaryota; Metazoa; Rotifera; Eurotatoria; Philodinida; Philodinidae.